ACAUCAAGACCUCUGCCACCAACUUGACGGUCCCUCCCGCCACCUCCCGCCCCGAGCCACUACACCUGCACGUUUUCUUUUGAAAACCCUCAAGGUGUAGAUAGGACAAGAAGAAAAGAGAGAAUUGAGAAACCGAUAUCCAUAUUCAAUCGCACGUGGGUCGUUUAGAAGACAUACGUAGGCUCCCCUUGCUUGAAGCGUAAAAGAGCAUACAUAGCGCGAGAUGUCUGCUUCACCCACCCACCCGACCAAUCCGGCUAAACGCCCUCUGGAGGAUGCUUCAUCCCCUUCGCGAGGCAACGACCAACCCGAGGCCAAGCGACUAGCCCUCGACAAGGUCAUUAGCAAUGGUAACGAGGAUAAGAAAAUUGACAUCCUGGAGAGAAAUGGGGACGACCUCCCGACGCCUACGGGGCUGAACGGCACGGCCAAACCCGAGUUUGCAGAGAUUCCAAAAGCCGAGGCCAAGGACGAUCAAGGGGAUACCGUCGUGACUGAUGCCAGCGAAUCCAAGUUCAUUGCGAGCACCGGUGCUACUGGAGCAGUACCCAGCACCCCCGCCAAUAGCCAGGAUGAGACGGCGUGGAUCCAUAUCCGCGCUGUUAUCUCCAGCCCCGAGGCCGCCACCAUCAUCGGCAAAGGUGGCGAGAAUGUGUCCAACAUCCGGAAGCAAUCUCACGCCAAGUGCACCGUUAGUGACUAUCAGAAGGGUGCCAUAGAACGCAUUCUUACAGUUAGCGGAGUGGUGGAGGCUGUGGCCAAGGCGUUUGCGUUAAUCAUUAGGACGCUAAAUAACGAGCCGCUGACGGAGACAUCCAACGCCCAGUCGAAGACUUACCCUCUUCGCCUUCUCAUCCCCCACGUCCUCAUAGGUUCCAUCAUCGGAAAGGGGGGGGUUCGAAUUCGCGAGAUUCAAGAGCUGUCGGGAGCGAGGCUCAACGCCUCCGAUUCUUGCCUUCCCCUGUCGAGCGAACGCUCCCUCGUGGUGAUGGGCGUAGCUGAUUCCGUCCACAUCGCAACUUACUAUGUAGCCAACACUCUCCUUGAGCAGCUUAAGGAGCGCUUCGGCGGCCCGGCUGCAUCUGCUUACGCUACCCGAAGUGGUGGGCCCGCUGGUGUCGUGCCCGGGGGCAUGCAAGUCGUUCCGUACUGUCCGCAGCCAGCUGGCGGUAACUUCGGCCAUCGCGAGAAUUACGGAAGGCGGCCAGAUCCCAGAUCCCACCAGGCACCACCGGCACCGUACGCACAGCCGUAUAACCCCCACGCGGCGACACCGCAACCCAACCCGAGCGUCCCGAUGCACUAUGCGCCUCAGACUGCUGCUGGUUACGGUACCACGCCACACAUCCCGCCUCACCACGCCGGUCACGUAGCCGGUCCGCACGCUCACGGAGGUCCUCCGGCCCAGCCGAUGCACGGCGCCAUCGCCGGUGCGCCAUUGACCCAGCAGAUAUUCAUCCCCAACGACAUGGUCGGGGCCAUCAUCGGUAAGGGUGGCCAGAAGAUCAACGAGAUACGACAGAUCAGCGGCAGCGUCAUCAAGAUCAAUGAACCUCAAGAUAAUAGCAACGAGCGCUUAGUCACGAUCACGGGCACCGAGGAAUGUAACAGAAUGGCACUGUACAUGCUCUAUUCUCGGCUGGGUGAGCUCCGCAACGACCACUCGGCUCCCAAAAAGGGCAACUUUAACUAAUCAUAACCAUGACGGGACAGAAAGCGAGAAGCACCGCAUCUAACGAGUUUUAUGACGAGACGACUGUUCCCCUCC
Molecule: messenger RNA, 1768 nt
Organism: Durotheca rogersii
Lineage: Eukaryota; Fungi; Ascomycota; Sordariomycetes; Xylariales; Xylariaceae
Exons: 2
Coding region: 224-1693 (489 amino acids)
Biological process (GO): regulation of RNA metabolic process; regulation of gene expression
Cellular component (GO): nucleus; cytoplasm
Molecular function (GO): mRNA binding
Source: RefSeq, a predicted model, not a curated record